Nannospalax galili (Upper Galilee mountains blind mole rat) is the source of this 1659-nucleotide messenger RNA. RefSeq names its product b(0,+)-type amino acid transporter 1-like. Gene Ontology annotation, biological process: amino acid transmembrane transport. Gene Ontology annotation, cellular component: membrane. The record is from RefSeq and is a predicted model, not a curated record. NCBI's taxonomy places the organism in Eukaryota, Metazoa, Chordata, Mammalia, Rodentia, Spalacidae. Gene Ontology annotation, molecular function: L-amino acid transmembrane transporter activity.
AUGCUCCUGCUCCUGCUCCUGCUCCUCCUGCUCUUGCUCCUGCUCCUGGAGAUGCCUCUGAUCCUGUUCACCUUACUGAACCCACUCCGGUUCUUGGUACUAGAGGUUUAUAUUGGAGGUGGAAUUCAGGGCCUUGCAUACGCUAGCACAGUUAUCAUUAACAUCUUCUGGAAGCCCACAGACAAUAGGUACCAGAGCCUCUGCCCGUCACCAACCAGAGACAGUGUCUGCAGGGCAGCAGGGCAAGAGCAGGGCAGUGGGGCAUCAGAGCUGACGCUGAGGAGGGAGCUCCAUCUGUGGAGUGCCAUAUCCAUGACCACUGGCUAUAUGAAGUUCAUGUCACCACAGGGGUUCUUGGUUUACAUUGGUAGUCCUGGAGCCAGUCUUAUUGUCUGGGCAGUCUGUGGCCUCCUGGCCAUGCUGGGUGCCUCGCGUUAUGCUGAACUGGGUGCCUUGGUUCCUGAAUCUGGGGGAGAGUAUGCCUACAUUUUGCGAACUUUUGGCCCUUUGCCUGCCUUCUUAGUCAUCUACACAUUUGUGUUGGUGGGCAGACCUGCUGCCAUCCCUGCUGUCUCUCUCAGCUUUUCUGAGUAUGCACUGGCUCCCUUUUGCCCUGGCUGCUCCUCACUCCCACAAGUUGUAGUUAAGAAUGCAGCUGCUUUGUGUAUCCUGCUGCUGAUGCUGGUCAGUUUCUGGAGCUCACAGAUGUCAACUAUGCUGAUGAAUGUGUGCACAGCUGCCAAAGUGUUCUUGUUGGUCAUUGUGGUAGGUGGGGCUGUGGUGCUGGGCCAGGGCCGGCAUUGCACAGAAGCCCUGCUGUUUACCUUCUACAACAUGACAGAGCAGGCAGGGCACAUCGGUAUGGCAUUCUACCAGGAGCUGUGGUCCUUUGAUGGUUGGAAUAGCCUCAAUAUUGUGAUAGAGGAGCUCAAGAAUCAAAAGCAGAAUCUGGUGUGGGCAUUGAUGAUUGCCAUCCCCCUGGUCACCAUCUUGUAUGUCCUGGUCAACAUUAGCUACUUACUGCUGCUGUCACCCAGUGAGACUUUCUCAUCUGAUGCCAUAGCUGUGAGCUGGGGGAACCAAGUUCUGGGGUCCUGGGCCUGGCUGGUACCCUUGGCUGCUGCACUUUCAAUGUUUGGUACUGUCAAUGGGUCGUUCUUUGGUGGCAGCCGUAUGUGCUAUGCGGCUGCAAGAGAGGGCCACAUGGGGAGAGAUGAGCCCCAACUUAUAUCCGUGGUUCACAUGCAUCACCUUACACCAGCUCCAGCCCUGAUGUUUAUCACAGCCAUGGCUUUGGCCUUGAUCAUACCAGGAGAGUUCAGCACCAUUGUGAACUUCGUGAGCUUCUUCUCCUGGCUCACCUAUGGAACCACCAUUGGCUAUCUCCUGUAUUUACGGAUAAAGACAAAGGAUCUUCCAAAAAGCUACAAGGUUCCCACCCUCAUCCCUGCUGUCGUGCUCCUGGUUUCUCUCUUCCUGGUGCUGGCACCCAUCAUUGACCAUCCCAGGAUGGAGUUCCUGUAUAUCCUUCUGUUCCUGCUCAGUGGUUUCCUGGACUUCCUGCUUUUCUACUUCCAGUGCCAGCCCAAGUGUUUGCAGACAGCCACUGUGCAUCUCCAGCUGCUCAUGGAAGUUGCUCCAACCACUAAGGAUCAAUGA